Austrofundulus limnaeus is the source of this 2203-nucleotide messenger RNA. RefSeq names its product EH domain-containing protein 2. Gene Ontology annotation, biological process: endosomal transport; endocytosis. Gene Ontology annotation, cellular component: plasma membrane; cytoplasm. The record is from RefSeq and is a predicted model, not a curated record. Gene Ontology annotation, molecular function: protein binding; GTP binding; calcium ion binding. NCBI's taxonomy places the organism in Eukaryota, Metazoa, Chordata, Actinopteri, Cyprinodontiformes, Rivulidae.
GAUUAUCUUUUGUAUUUUUCUAAGUUUGCAUUAAGAAAAUAAUCUAAAGUAAUGCCGACACUGGAUUUAAAAUCAUGCUUGAGAAGGGCUUUUAAAUACCAAAGCACUGCCACAUCCAGAGUCACAGAGGCUGAAUCUUGGCUAAGAUCGUCCCACCUCAUCAAUAAACACUGAACUGCACUCCACCCUGUCCCUCUCGACACUGGCUUCAUGUUAGGUGCAGCUGCAGGCUCCGGUUACACCCUCUCCACCCUCUCAUUGUCCCACUGUAGCAUAGAGCAGACAGCUGCUGAUAAUCUUUGCACACAUUCUUCCAUCAGUCAGUUUGCUCCUAAAAGUCUGAGCAGUUAGAGCAAAAGAAUUCUCACCCAAAAUGUCCAUCCGGAGGUUUUGGAGUGCUCCUAAAACGCUGGGAGAUGUCAAUAUGGUGACAGAGGAGCUGAAGAAUCUUUACUACAAGAGGCUGCUGCAGAUUGAGAAAUACUACUCCUUCCAUCACUUUCACUCACCGAGCUACGAAGAUGCAGACUUUGACAACAAACCAAUGGUGCUGGUGAUGGGUCAGUACUCAACAGGAAAGACGACUUUCAUCAGGUAUCUCAUAGAGGAAGACUUUCCUGGCAGCAGAGUCGGGCCGGAGCCGACCACUGACUGCUUCACAGCUCUCAUGUAUGGAGAAAAGACACAAACCAUUCCUGGGAAUGCCAUAACAGUGGAUCCAAAAAUGCCCUUUCGCAACCUUGAUCCAUUUGGAAACUCGUUUCUGAACAGGUUUCAAUGUGUCCAGAUGCCAAAUCAAGUCCUUGAGAGUAUCAGCAUAAUCGACACACCUGGCAUCUUAACAGCUGCAAAAAGAAAACUUAGCCGAGGCUACGACUUCCCAGCCGUGCUUCGCUGGUUUGCAGAGCGUGUGGAUCGGAUCAUCCUGCUGUUUGACGCUCAUAAACUGGACUUCUCUGAUGAGCUCACCCGGGCCUUCGGGGCUCUGCACAGCUAUGAGGACAAGCUGCGUAUAGUUCUCAACAAAGCUGACAGGGUCGACUCGCAGCAGCUCAUGAGAGCGUACGGCGCCCUCAUGUGGUCACUGGGGAAAGUGUUCCGAACCCCUGAAAUCCUGCGCGUUUAUAUUGGAUCUUUCUGGUCGGAGCCGAGGCUGUCGUGCGAUCACUACCAGCUGAUCGAGCUGGAGGAGGAAGAUCUGCUGGCUGAUGUGAGGAACCUGCCACGCAAUGCUGCAGUGCGCAAGCUGAAUGACCUGGUGAAGAGAGCUCGCUUAGUCAGGGCUCAUGCACACAUCAUCGGCUAUCUGAAGCAGGAGAUGCCAACCAUUUUUUGCAAAGAAAGCAAGAAGCACAACCUAAUCUAUCAGCUUCCUGUGAUUUUCACCAAGAUCCAGCAGCAGCAUCGAGUCCCAGCUGGAGACUUCCCCGACUGCACAAAGAUGCAGGAGAAACUUCUGGGUCAGGACUUCUCAAAGUUCAAGACGCUGAAACCAAGCCUGAUGGCGUCUUUGGAUAAGCUUUUGUCCACAGAUGUAGCCAAGCUGGUCCCCUUACUCCAACUGCAGGAGGAGAAGAAGAAACCCCUCCCCAGCGUGCUGGAUGGAGAAUUUUUGGGAACAUUCAGGCGUGAGCAUUUCAGGCAAGAUCCCUUUAAGGAAAUCAGAGACGACGAGAGCAGCGAGGUGGAUUUUGAGGAGUGGGCCGUGGAGAAAUUUAAACCCAAAUACGACGAGAUUUUCUACAACCUGAGCCCCCGUGACGGCAAACUCAGCGGCACCAAAGUCAAGGAGUGGAUGACAACCACUCUUCUGCCAAAUUCUGUGCUCGCCCAUAUCUGGAGGCUAGCAGAUGUUGAUAAAGAUGGCAUGUUGGACAAUGAUGAGUUCGCUUUAGCAAUGCACCUUAUUGAGGGAAAGCUAGAGGGACACUGGCUCCCCAAAGAGCUUCCCUCUCAUCUGGUACCACCAUCCAAACGUCCAAACACGCCGAGUGAGGAAUCAGUUUAAUAUUUGUAGCCAAAAGGAUGAAUAUUUGAAGAAACCUCAUAUAACUUUUGCAAAAUGUUCUUCAUCUAAACAAUAUAUUUUACAUGCAUACUUAUUUUGUUACUAAUGUCACUAAAACAACAAUCAUGUUAGUAAAAUUCUUAUUUAUUCUCAUCUAUUAUGAGAACACAUUUUUUAUAUUUUAUUUUUAUUUUU